Molecule: messenger RNA, 1023 nt
Organism: Ostreococcus tauri
Lineage: Eukaryota; Viridiplantae; Chlorophyta; Mamiellophyceae; Mamiellales; Bathycoccaceae
Product: unnamed product
Exons: 1
Coding region: 1-1023 (340 amino acids)
Source: RefSeq, a predicted model, not a curated record
AUGUCGCGCGCGUUCGACCUCGGCGCCCUCGCGCGGGCGCUGCCGAGGAAGACGAGCGCGUGCGUGAACCUCCUGCUCGCGGUGGCGAACAUGCGGGAGAACGAUCUCGAGACGUACGCGAAGAACGUGGACGCGGCGAUCGAGGCGUACGGCGAUCGAGCGAUCGUCUCGAUGAAGUUUAACACCCUGCGCGGACGGGGGUUGACGCUGCUCACGGAGGCGGUGAGAUGUCGAAAGGUUGAAUUCGUGAGGUUGUUGUUGACGCGGUACGACGCCGACCCGACGACGGCGGCGCUCGCGCGCGAUGGGUGCGCGCUCUCGUCGGCGCUGGAGAGUCGAGAGGGGUUUGAAGUGUUGAUUAAGGGCGGUGUUGAGGCUUGGCUCGGGGCGGAGUCGCUGGAGGGGUACGUGGAGCGGAAGCGCCCGGAUUUGCGCGACGCGUUGCGCGCGAGGCGAGCCGAGCAACUGGCGGAUGUCAGAGGACGGCGAUUAAUGGAGGUUGAGGAGAAGAGCGUUUCGAUCUCGCGUGAAGAGUCGGUAUCGCAGAGUACGAUACCGUACGACGCGCACGUCGCGACGACUGAGGUUGCGCUGCCGCUGACGAGCGAAGAAACUGGAAACUCGGAGACCACCUCGACGAGAGGCGACGAGGCGGAGGCGACGAGUAGUGCGCGAAAAGAAGAAGUGACGCUCGCGGAAAUUCGACGCAUCAAAGAGAGUCUUGCCGAGAUGGAAUUGAGAAUUCUUCAAAUCGAGCGAGAGGAAAUGAAUGCGCACGAGCUCCGGCGCAUCGAAGGAGAGCUCGUAGCGUUGAUCGACGAGCUAGAUGCCCUCUUCGAAGGACAACAGGCUCCCAAAAUCGUAAGCACGUAUCGGCGCGGAGCGAUCCAAUCAAUCCUACAAUUGCUUGAACAAGUUGACAAAUUGUUCAGGGUUGUAGGCGGAGACGAAGCGCCAGACGAAGCGCGGGAUACGGAAUCGUCGUCGACGCGGGAUACGGAUUCGUCGGCGGAAUAUAAAUAA